Molecule: messenger RNA, 869 nt
Organism: Didymella exigua CBS 183.55
Lineage: Eukaryota; Fungi; Ascomycota; Dothideomycetes; Pleosporales; Didymellaceae
Exons: 2
Coding region: 157-705 (182 amino acids)
Biological process (GO): proteasome assembly
Source: RefSeq, a predicted model, not a curated record
ACCGAAAGGACUCCAAGACCGAGAGUAAAUGUCUCUUCUCUUCCGGGUCUGCUAAAGGGUCGAAGUCGCCCUCCCACUCUUUCCCUUCCAUGUUGGCGUCGUCCAUAGCGAUGCGAAGUAGCAAAAACAGUGCGAUUCGAGGACCCAAGAGAUCACAUGUCCGUUGGGAAAGGUACGAAGUACGUGGGGUACGUCCGUGCGUUGUGGUUGGUGGGGUGCAUUCAAGCUCACCUCUGCGGGAGCACGACACACUUACACAAUACUAUGGCUACCACAGGCACGAACAGUGACGCGUCACAUGCGCCGAUCGAGAUUUCUGUUCCACUGCCUCUAGCCCCACGAACGGACAUCAACAUAAGACUUCACGACAACGGUCCAAAUAUUACACUCUUCCUCACCACGUCCACACCUGAUGCAGCCUCCUCAGUACCUCUGGGCUCAUUGGUGUAUGCUAUGCCAAAUAGGGUCACACCAACCCAACCGCUCAGCACACCUCUCUUUACUCACAGCGCGACGCUCGAUUUCACGACACGCCUGUCUAAGCUGCUCGCACGCAGAACCGGCAAACCAAUCUACGUCAGUAGUUCGAUGAGCUUCGUGAAUGCCGGCAUGGGAGGCACAGUCGAAGAAGAGAUGGAAGGCUUCAAACGCGUGUUACAAGUCGUCAUGAGCCUGUUGAACAAGGAGAGCGAGACGGCGAGAUAAGAGACAGAUCAAGUCUUAAUUCCAAUCAGAGAGGCCCUGCAAGACAUCUGACACUUGGAAAGCCACCCAAAAGAACCUGAACCACACUGGAACCAGCGGAACGGCCUUUCUGGAAGGGACAAAAAUUGGCCAUACCUUGGGAAUGGACACCUCGGGUCAAGGCG